Molecule: messenger RNA, 1464 nt
Organism: Penicillium cosmopolitanum
Lineage: Eukaryota; Fungi; Ascomycota; Eurotiomycetes; Eurotiales; Aspergillaceae
Gene: egl3
Product: putative extracellular endoglucanase/cellulase
Exons: 5
Coding region: 1-1464 (487 amino acids)
Biological process (GO): glucan catabolic process
Cellular component (GO): extracellular region
Molecular function (GO): hydrolase activity, hydrolyzing O-glycosyl compounds; cellulose binding
Source: RefSeq, a predicted model, not a curated record
AUGAAGUUCUCCAACGUUGUUCUCGCAGCCAGUGCUGCCACCAUGGCCUACGCUUACCCCGGGGCCGUGAUGUUAUCCCUAACAAGCGUAGCGUGGGUCGGUGUCAGCGAGUCUGGCGCUGAGUUUGGUGAGGGCAACAUCCCCGGUACCCUCGGUACCGACUACACUUGGCCCGAGACCUCCAAGAUCCAGGUCCUGCGCGAGGCUGGCAUGAACAUCUUCCGUGUUCCCUUCCUUAUGGAGCGUCUGGUUCCUUCCAGCCUGACUGGAACCCUGGAUGCCACCUACCUGAGUGACUUGAAGUCUUUCAUCACCGACAGCGGUGCUUAUGCCGUCCUUGAUCCUCACAACUACGGAAGAUACUCUGGAAGUGUCAUCUCCUCCACCGACAACUUCAAGGCUUGGUGGAAGACCGUGGCUACUGAGUUUGCCUCCAACGAGAAGGUUAUCUUCGACACCAACAACGAGUACCACGAUAUGGACCAGACCCUGGUUCUCAACCUGAACCAGGCCGCCAUCGACGGUAUCCGUGCUGCCGGUGCUACCACCCAAUACAUCUUCGUUGAGGGCAAUGCCUGGACCGGUGCUUGGUCCUGGACUGACAACAACGACAACAUGAAGGGCCUUACUGACACUGAAGACAAGAUUGUCUACGAGAUGCACCAGUACCUCGACUCCGACAGCUCCGGCACCUCGGAGACCUGUGUCAGCUCUACCAUUGGCAAGGAGCGCAUCACUGCGGCCACUGAGUGGCUGAAGACUAACAACAAGAAGGGUUUCAUCGGCGAGUUCGCUGGUGGUGUUAACUCUGACUGCGAGACUGCCGUCAAGGGCAUGCUCUCUUACAUGUCUGACAACAGUGAUGUCUGGAUGGGCGCUGAAUGGUGGGCAGCUGGCCCCUGGUGGGGCAGCUACAUGUACAGCAUGGAGCCUACUGAUGGCCCUGCUUACUCGACCUACCUGCCCAUCCUGAAGGAGUACUUCGUGAGUAGCUCUGGCUCAUCAGCCUCAACCUCCACCACCACUGCUGCCGCCACCACUGCGGCCAGCACCAGCACUUCUUCAUCUACUACUUCAUCCACUGCUUCAUCCACCACAUCUUCUGCCGCAGAGGCAAUCAGCACCCCCAAAACUCAGGCCCAAGUUUCUAGCCCAGCAACUGAAUCUUCCAGCUCUCUUGAUAGCUCCGCUGAGUCGGAUGCCCCCACCGCCACCGCAACCUCCUCCCUGUCCUCUAUUCCCGUCGUCGUUCCCACCGCCGCCCCGACUACCUUCGUUAGCGCUCCUUCCUCUAUCCAAUCCUCCACAAACUCGCCCGCUAGCACUAGCACCAGCACUCCCAGUGUUGGUGGUACUGUUGCUCACUACUACCAGUGUGGCGGAGCCAACUGGACUGGUGCUACUACUUGCGCCAGUGGUCUCACUUGUGUCAAGCAAAAUGAGUUCUAUCACCAGUGCCUGUAG